Messenger RNA from Pistacia vera, 1524 nucleotides. RefSeq lists its product as uncharacterized. The coding region runs from base 1 to 1524 and encodes 507 amino acids. The transcript is spliced from 6 exons. Lineage: Eukaryota; Viridiplantae; Streptophyta; Magnoliopsida; Sapindales; Anacardiaceae. Gene Ontology annotation, molecular function: protein binding. The record is from RefSeq and is a predicted model, not a curated record.
AUGGACUCUUCCACGAUAAAAGAAGAAUCAAAAUUGAAAAAAAAAAAUAGUCACUUCAAAUUGUGCUGGGCUACAUUGGAAGGCGAUUGGAACACUGCAGAAAGAAUUUACAACGAAGAUAAUAUUGAUACACAAGUUAAGCUAUCAAAGGAUGGGGACACCGCUCUCCAUAUUGCAGUUGUAGCAAGGCGCACUGGUUUUGUGAAAAAGCUGCUUGAACAAAUGAAUAAAGAGGAUUUAGCCGUAAAAAAUAAUGCUGGCAAUACGACCUUUUUUCUUGCAGUUGCGUCCAAAAGGGUUGAAAUUGUCAAGGCUAUGAUGGAGAAGAAUGACGACAUAGUAAAGAUUAGAGGAGACAAUGAUACGUUACCGCUUCACAAGGCAGCUCUAGAGGGAGACAAAGAGAUGGUAGAAUAUCUUUACGAAGCCACUGGAGAUGAGUUAUUAGAUGAUAAUGAUCGCUUCCACUUGCUCGUCAAUCUAAUAAACCACGGUUUGUAUGAUGUUGCAUUGGAUUUGGUGAAGAGGCAUCCACAGAUAGCUCUUGCACGUGGUAAAAAUAAGGAGUCAGCAUUGCAUCUCUUGGCACGAAUGCCUGUGUUGACACGUAUUUUAGAUUUUAACUCCAUUAGACUUUGCAAAGAUUCAGCCAUCUACAUGUACAAUGAAGUAAAAAGAGACGUGAUAAAGAGAUGUCCUCCAAUGCUUGGGAGGCAGCGGGUGAAGGAGGGGAAUGAGCUGAGCUUGAGGGAUCGAAUAAAUGAGAGGGAUGAACUGAUGAAUGAGAGAAAGCAAAGGCUCGGCUGGGGGUAUCGGAUUAAUGAGACGAAUCGUCAACUGCUUUAUACCGGUCAAGAGAUUCCCGAUUCAGCUUUCGAACUAGUCGAACGUCUUUGGAAACAAGUUAGGCUUUUGGAUGACUCCCAGAUUUUGGAAAUUAUUAGAAAACCUUGGUCUCUAAUAUUCGAGGCUGCAAAACAAGGAAACCUUCGGUUUCUAAAAAUAAUUUUCUCCACAUAUCCUGAUCUAAUGUUUGAAGUUGACGAAAAUCAUUACACCAUACUUCAUUUUGCUGUUAUGUAUCGUCGCGGUAAUAUUUUCAACUUCAUUUAUAACAUCGGUCGAUUUAAGGAUAUGGUGGUUCGUGACACAGAUAAAGAAGAGAACAAUAUCUUGCAUUUGGCUGCAAAGUUGCCACCAGUAGAUAGACCUGAUAUUGAAUCACCUGCAUUACAUAUUCAAAUGCAAAUUGACAAGAGGUGGUUUGAGGAAGUGAAGAGAAUUACGCAUCCAGUGUAUGCCGAAGCUAAAAAUAAAGAUGGGAAAACUCCUAGAGCUUUAUUUAGUGAACAACAUGAAGAGUUGAGGAAUAAAGCUGAUAAAUAUACCAAGAAGAUAGCAACUGCAUGCAUCAUGGGGUCAACACUUAUUGCCACUGUGGUUUUCGCUGCAUUUUCACGUUACCAGGUGGCACCAAUGAAAAUACAGGGACUCCACAUUUUGUCUGAAAAGCUUCCUUCAUAG